AUGUGGCUCUUUGGCUCCUUAAAUGCGGCUCUGGCACAAAUAUCCACGGAAGGCGCUUGGGGAUUGCCUCCUCGGUUGCUGAGCCCUGGAGGUGUAGGGGUUGUCCCAUUAUCAUUCUUGGCGGUCUUACCUUAUCCUAUCUUUGCAACGUCAGGGAUUGACCCACGGUUGCUGAGCCCUGGAUAUGUAGGGGUUGUCCCCCUAUCAUUCUUGGCGGUCUUACCUAACCUUCCCUUGCAACGUCAGGGGAUUGCCUCCUCGGUUGCUGAGCCCAGGAUGUGUAGGGGUUCCCCCUUGCGUCUUUCAGGUUGUCCCUGGGAGUGUGAGGUCACCUAUCCUUCCAACGUCAGGGGAUUGACUCCUCGGUUGCUGAGCCGUGGAUGUGUAGAGGUUGUCCCCCUAUCAUUCUUGGCGGUCUUACCUUAUCCUAUCCUUGCAACGUCAGGGGAUUGCCUCCUCGCCCCCUUGCGUCUUUCAGGUUGUCCCUGGGAGUGUGAGGUCACCUAUCCUUGCAACGUCAGGGGAUUGCCUCCUCGGUUGCUGAGCCCUGGAUGUGUAGGGGUUGUCCCCCUAUCAUUCUUGGCGGUCUUACCUUAUCCUAUCCUUGCAACGUCAGGGGAUUGCCUCCUCGGUUGCUGA
Nezara viridula (southern green stink bug) is the source of this 639-nucleotide messenger RNA. The record is from the annotation of a GenBank genome assembly. Lineage: Eukaryota; Metazoa; Arthropoda; Insecta; Hemiptera; Pentatomidae.